This is a messenger RNA of Ostrinia nubilalis (European corn borer), 1643 nucleotides long. Its product is annotated as circadian clock-controlled protein daywake-like. The transcript has 5 exons. Lineage: Eukaryota; Metazoa; Arthropoda; Insecta; Lepidoptera; Crambidae. The coding region runs from base 119 to 835 and encodes 238 amino acids. The record is from RefSeq and is a predicted model, not a curated record.
UUGGAGGUAGCGCCGGCGCAAUCGAAAGCUCCUAGUUGUAAAGAUCGGUCGGGUUAUUGUUUGGGUUGAAGUGGGUUCGAUUUAAGUAAAUUUUAAUUUAAAUAAAUAAUUAAUCAAAAUGCGUGUGAUAAUAAGUAUAGUCGCGGUGGCGCUGUGCGUGGCUGGCACGAAUUCGGGGACUUUGCCCGCCUUCCUAAAGGCCUGCUCCGCAUCAGACAGCAAGCUCGACCAGUGCAUAGAGAAGGUCAUCGAGGUCGGCGGGCCCAAGUUCACGGAUGGCAUCCCAGCGCUGGGCAUCGCGCCCCUGGACCCCCUCAAGCUGGGGACGGUGGUCGUCAACAACCCUGCGCUGAAGCUGACCUUCCAAGAUACGGUGGUGACCGGACUCAAAGGAUUUAGGGUUAAUUCCUACAAGAUGAACAGCGCCAAGAACAAGGCGACGUUCGACUUCACGGCCAACGUGACGCUGAAGGCGCACUACGAAAUCGACGGCCAGGUCAUCAUCCUGCCCAUCAGGGGGAACGGCCCUGCCAAGAUCAAGAUCACGAACCUGAACAUCGUGAUCAAGUACGACUUCGACACUCGCGACGGGCACUGGGUGGUCACCAGCUACAAGGACAGCUACAAGAUGGACCGCGCGCAGUUCAAAUUCAGCAACCUCUUCGGAGGCAACAAGGAACUCGGUGACACCAUCCACAAAGUGAUCAACGAGAACUGGGAGCCUGUGAUCCGCGACAUCGCACCCUACGCCUUCGAGCAAAUCAUCAAGUCCUGCGUGGAAGAAGUCAGCAAACUUUUCGGGGUCGUCCCCGCUUCGGAACUACUCUUACCAUAAAACGAUUUCGGGAUAGUCUGGUCUCCGAGCACGUAGAAUUUUGUCCAAUGACCCCAAGCUACCCAUCCUUAUCGCUCGCGCGUAAUUACGCGAGACCGGGCUUUAGUUCUAAACUAAAAACGGGACCGAUUAACCCUUUGGUUAAUUUAGCACACCUGCAAAUGCAGUACUUACAUCCAAGAUUUAAGCUGAUUAUUUUCCUGUUAAUUGGUUACAUUCGAUUGGCGGCCUCAUUUAUGCUGCCUAAGAUCCGGUAGAUUUGAAAAUAAUAAUAUCCGAUACGAUUUCCACUUCAGUUAAUUUAUCUGCGACGGAAAUUAUUUAACCAUUUUUGGCUUCCAAUUAAUUUUAAACUAUUUUUAAUAACAUUCUGUGACAGUUUUGUUUCGAUUAAAGCACUUAAUUCAUAAGUACAAUUAACGAUUCCAGUAUCUCAAGCCAGUUUAUAAUUUAAGAGUAAUAUUAAGCAACUGUCCCAAAUAACUAUGCAAAUCAAGUUCACUAUGUCUUUUGGUGUUGAAAUCAUAAUUUUAAUCAUGAAAUUCUAUUAUUUUUAAACUCCCUUGUUUCUCUCAUCAAUAAAAGAUGUUACACAGCAAGAUAAAAUUCAUGUUGGAAAAUCUUAAUAGGAAUUUUCAGCUUGUUAUCCUAUUCUUUUAGAUAAUGGAAACAAGAUUUUAGACAUAGGCUUUGAUGAUUUGUUAGCAGGCCAUAGAAUUUGUUUUAGAUAAAUGUGAUAAUUAUUGUUAAGAAUUAGGAUAAGGACUGAAUUUAGAAAUAUUAAUUUAAUAAAAAAAAUAAGUACCUA